Molecule: messenger RNA, 4182 nt
Organism: Orbicella faveolata
Lineage: Eukaryota; Metazoa; Cnidaria; Anthozoa; Scleractinia; Merulinidae
Biological process (GO): signal transduction
Molecular function (GO): protein binding
Source: RefSeq, a predicted model, not a curated record
UUGCGUAUGGCAUAUUUCCCUUGACUCAGUUUUCUUCAACUUAACUGCAGGAGUCGAGAAGUUUAUUAUUUUUACCGACGCUGACAACAAAUCUACCAAUUAUAUUCCACUGGACUCCAAGUCUUUCAUUCCAUUAACUUUGCUCAAGCAUCCUGACAAUCAGCAACCUGUUGCACUGGACUAUGAUCCCGUUGAAGAUCGAGUGUACUGGUCAGACAUUGCUCAAGGUCGAAUCAUCAGCGCAUUUUUCAAUGCCACCUCAGUGAACAAUUUGUUUCGCUGCAAUGUUCAAUCGCCAGAUGGAUUAGCCAUUGACUACGUGGGAAGAAAUAUUUAUUGGACAGAUACAGGGACCAAUAGGAUUGAAGUAGGACGGCUUGAUGGAACUGGAAGGAAACUGUUGAUCAAAGAUGGACUUGAUGAGCCCAGGGCCAUUGUACUUGAUGAGAGAAAUGGCAUGAUGUACUGGACAGACUGGGGCGCUAAUCCGAGGAUCGAACAAGCUGAGAUGGAUGGUUCAGCGAGACGAACCAUUGUAACACGAAACCUUGUCUGGCCAAAUGGACUUACUAUCGACCAACUCACAAAUCGCUUGUUUUGGGUUGAUGCUAAACUUGACAAAAUCGAGGUAUCAGACCUCAAUGGAAGAAACAGACAGUUAAUAAUGUUAUCUGCGGUUAAUAUCCAUCCAUAUGGACUGGCGGUGUAUCUGGACAUGUUAUAUUGGACUGAUUGGCAUACCACGAGCAUUUCACGUUUUAACUUAAGCAGUGGAAACCAGGAAAUCGUAGUCAGUGGCCUCCAAAAACCGAUGGACAUUCACGUAUUUGAUCAAGCCUUAAUAUUUUCAGGUUCUCAUAAUUUUUCUCAGAACAAUGGACUCUGUAGCGAUUUUCGCCUUCUAAAGCCAGGAGGCUACCAGUGCGCAUGUCCAACGGGCAUCGUUCUAAAGUCUGAUGGGAAAACAUGUGACCAUGUAAAUCGCUGUCUUCAGUUGACCGCCCCUGCCCAAGGAAGCUUAGCGCCGUGUGAUAAUUUGCCAGGACACUCCUGUCACUUUUUUUGUGACAGCGGGUACAUCCUGACUGGGUCAGCAACUCGUACAUGUAACAGCAGUGGACAAUGGACGGGCACACAGCCUCAGUGCAAAGAUAACACACCACCUUCCUUCAACAACACCUGCCCCAAAAGUAUGGUGUUCCAUGCUACUGAAUGUUCGUCCAGCGCCUUACUCACAUGGAAUGAACCAGUGGCGACUGACAACUCUGGUCACGUGUCUAUCAGCUACCCUGCCAUUCGUCCUCCUGUCAACCUUAGUAUCGGUCUGUAUAAUGUACGGUAUUCCGCGAUAGACAACAAUGAAAAUCAAGCUUUCUGCACUUUUAUCGUGCAAGUAGAAAGAAGGUCAUGCCCAGUCCUCAAGCCACCAAUUCAUGGAUCCAUAACCUCUCUUUCAUGCGGAUCCUCAUUUGGUUCCCAGGCUUCACUUGCUUGUGACACAGGAUACCGAAUGGCUGGGUCUCGUUUGCGCUCAUGCAGAGCAGAUGGAACAUGGUCAGGCAACGUGACUACAUGUAACAAAAGAUAUAAAGAGGCGCCUAAAGACAAACAAGGUGACCCCACUUUACCAGCAGCUGUCACAGGAUCCCUUAUAGUCAUUACACUCAUUGUGUUCAUCGGCGUUUUUGUGUGGAAGCACCAUUUCCUUAGAAUAUCCAAUGAGGAAAUUAUGGGACAAAGCAAUUCAGCUUAUGUGGUUGAUACACUGGAUGGCAUUGAAGAACUAGAAAACAGUUCCUCUAGCAGCUCUAGGUCUCCAAGUCUUCAGAUUGAAAAUGAAGCAGAUCAGGAUUCAUCGAACUGCAGCAACGAAACUCUGAGCAAUCACGUUCCCACGUCAUUUCCAAAAUACAUCACAAAUAUAGAGGCCACAUUCACCAAUACUGGUGGAGAAUUGUGCGCGCCUUUGAACUCUGACGUGCGUAUUAUUGUUCCUAGCGGUGCAGUUCCCGCAGGAAUAAAUCAACCCGUCUUCUUUAGAGUGUUCUCAGACGAGACAACAUUGUUGCGGAAUAUCCCGGAAGCACCCAAUAGAACUCUCAUUUCUCCCGUGGUUGAAUGCGGGCCUCAUGACAUCCACCUGUCAAAGCCUGUAGAAAUUAUCGUUCCGCAUUGCCUCUGCUUAAGCGAAGCUAAAAAGGAAUCGAUAACUGUUUACAGAUGUAGCAGGUUUUCUGCUGGAGUCGAAGGUCGCUUAAGCUGGGAGAGAGUGCCCAAUAAAUCGGAAAAAAGCAGUCAGUCCAAGUGUUGGUUUAUGGUGGAAAAGGACUCUGUUCGCAUAAAAACCAAGACGUUUUCUCUCUGGAGCAUAUUUGCCUGUGGCGGGCCAAAGAGGAAGAGAGCGACAGUUUUUGCCAGCAGACCAGAUCCUAGAAGCGACCUUAUUUACUUAAGAUUUUACGUCUACAGUGAUAACGAGGAUUCUAAGAGGCGCGUGGAGUUGAAAGAUAGAGAACGGUUUCCUGAAUCGAAGCCAGCGAAAGAGAAGCCCUUCAGAAUGAUCAGUGACAACACAGUGAUCACAGUAAAACUCACCAAUCUUGAAGAUGGCUGGGAAUUGGACAAGACCAACGAUACCCAGGUAUACAACUACAGGAGAGCCAGCGGAAGUGGGUUUCGCUCAAAGGAUUCCUGUGAUUUUGCUGUGAAACCAGAGGACGGUCGAGAUGUCAAUGGGUUUUCUUGUAUCGUAAAGUUUCAACAGGAAGACGGCGAAGAAGAUCACGAAUAUUCCAUCUACGUGAAUCCAGGCUUCACGCCUUUGAGGCGGCAGAGCAUCCGGCAAAGUAAUGCAGAAGGCAGCCGAAGUGACACUACCCCUAGUGGCGCUUGUGCGAUUGCUGAAAGAUCGAGAGCGCCAGAAGAAGAAGAUGUCAGUCACGAAGGAAGGAUUCCAGAUUCUUCACAAGGCGAAGGAUCCGGAGACUGUGGCCACUUUGACGAAAUGGUGACCGAGAGACUUUGCUUUUUCAUAAGCCCCUAUGUUGGAGGUAACUGGAAACGCGUUCUGCGAAACCUGUCAAUGGAUGAGAUGGCCAUUAGAAAUUUGGACGAGGAUUUCAGGAACUGUAAAGUUGCUGAAAAGUGCUACGAGGGGCUUUUAGCAUGGAAGGAAAGUCUUGGUCACCAGCGAGCAACGAUUACAAAACUGUGUGACGCCCUGCAUCUCGUGGGUUGCCCAGAAGCACUGAAAUGUGUCGAGGAGAGACAAUAUAUCACAUAACAUUGACCAGCUGAUAAAUUUGAAUAGACUUAAAAAUGCAUGCUAGCUGAGUGAAAUGUGUUCGAUUCUCUUUGUGGUAGCCGACUCGGUGGAUCAUCCUUACCACCCUGUUUCCAUUUCAAGUGGCGAGAGAUUUUGCUUUGCAUCCACACCCAGUGGUGAAUGCGCUGCUGCGAGAUUUUCCCGCGUAACUUGCUAACACAGCAAAUUAAAGAAAUGCUUCUCCUAGAAAAAAGAAACAAUUAUAAAUUUGCUAGGAACUAGAAAGCUAUACUAGAAAUUCCGGAAGAAGUUGUAUCAAAUCUGAAAUAGGCUCAACCUGUUCGUCCGUUUCACUAGGUGUACAGGAAUACAACGAUCAUAAUAUGAGGUUUUAUCGUGCAGCCGCGGCAUGCAAAUCAGCCUAGCCUUUGAAUUUUCUAGGAAGACAAGGCUCUGCUAAACUUGGGGUUACUCCCGGAGAGUGUUCAGCAAGUAGUAAUGGAAUGCAAAUGCCUCUCCAUUACAUGCAUGUAGCUGAAAAGAUACCUGAACUGAAAAUGCAGCGUGAGAAAAGAUUUUGAUUUUGUACAAUUUCUUUCCCAGGAAACUUUGCUAUUAGCUGAAAGGAGGUUAAAAACAUCCAUUUCGCGUUCGAUCCUUGUCAACUGGCCUAACAUAAAACUAUUAAUGUUUUAGUAAACCUUCAAGGCUAGAGUUAUGUUUAGUUGUUAAACCUUAGGCCUAUAGUAUAAAAAGCUCUUAUGUCUGUAAAGAAUUGAUUAGAUAGUAACACUUACAUUAUGUAAAAUGGAUCCCAAGGCAUGCCGUUAAAAAUUGUGUUCUUUGAAUUAGCUCCGCAGAAAUUUUCAGGUUGUCUUUGACAUUCUGUUUUACUUAGCAUGAACACUUUCUUCAAA